Molecule: messenger RNA, 1004 nt
Organism: Chenopodium quinoa (quinoa)
Lineage: Eukaryota; Viridiplantae; Streptophyta; Magnoliopsida; Caryophyllales; Amaranthaceae
Exons: 2
Coding region: 75-701 (208 amino acids)
Source: RefSeq, a predicted model, not a curated record
ACGUGUCUUUUAGUAUAGAGUUAUUGAUAAGAAAUAAAAAAAAAAAUCGGUAAUACUACUCCCACAAAACAGCAAUGGCGGAGGAGAGAGAAAGAGAAGGUCAAUCAGCAAUGGAUUCCAACGAAACAACCCCUCUUCUAAAACCCACAUCCGAAGAAAUCACCCCUUCAACAACAAUCGAAGAACCAGAAACACCAACCCAACAAAAUCGAAGAUCAGUGAAAACAAAAGUACCGGAGAUUGAACUCCAUGUUUAUCGACAAGGAAAGGGUCCGAUUGCGGUGGCAAAAUCAACUCUUGGUGGUUGGGAUCAAGAUCAAUUAGAAGUUCGAGAUAUAAUGGAGGAAUAUGGAUUCAAAUGUAUUUAUGCCUUUAAUCCUAAUGAUGGUGGUCGUACUGUUCCGAUUCGAUUUCAUCCUAAGAAUGGCCGCUCUUUGCUUCCUUAUAAAGAUGGCUCUGUUAUUUCCAUUGAUGGUGAACCCAAGGACUCCAUGAUCAAACCUGUUACAAGGAUUGUUGUUGGUGUGGCCCUUAUGACAGUCUUGAUAGCUGUUGUGGUAACUGAAUCACCCGUCUGGGCUGAAAAAUUUAACAUGAAGGGAUGGAGAAUCCCUCCCUGGGUUCUUACCUGUGCAAUCAUUGUUUUCACUCGCAUGAGGAAGAGAACAAAGGAAUUUUUGCAGAAUCGUGGCUGGUGUUAACAGGCCUUGUUACCUUUUGAAAGCUAACAUUCUCCCUCCUUUUUGUUCAAUAUUUCUCCAAUAAUUUCACGUGUACUAAACAAGAAAUAUAGAUUCUCUAUAUCUUGUACAUUUUUCCCAAGGUAGUCUUAUGUGUAGUAAUAUUUGCUGAUUUUGCUCUACAAAUUAUAGUGUUUCCAAAUACAGUUAACUCUAUGCUACCAAUGAUUUGAAGGAUGCAACUCAACCAUCCAUAAAUUCGAGCUAGCAAUGUUGCAAUUGUCAUUUAUUGUUUAAAAUAAAAAAUACAUAGUUUAUGGUUCA